CCGAACAAUUUGUUAGCGAGAGGUUUGGGCAGUGGGAAGAAGAUGGCAAAUAUCCCCCUCGUACUCUCCGUUUGUCUUCUGGGAGCGUGUCUUGCUGCCGAAACUACAGUCUUCAUCGAGAACAAAGAGGCGAGCUCAGUUCUGGACAGGAAAAGGCGAGCCAAUUCCAACAGACUGGAAGAGGUUAUUCCCGGGAACCUCGAGAGAGAAUGCAUAGAAGAAAAAUGCAGCUUUGAAGAAGCCCGAGAAGUGUUUGAAAACACAGAGAAAACAAUGGAGUUUUGGAAAACAUACAUUGAUGGAGAUCAGUGCGACCCCAACCCAUGCAAAAACGGAGCCGUUUGCAAGGACGCAGUGAGUUCCUACGUGUGUUGGUGCCCAGCUGGGUAUGAAGGCAGAAACUGUGAGAUAGACUUCACUUGUGCUAUUAAAAACGGAGGCUGCAAGCACUUUUGCAGGCAUGACCCGCCACAGAAAGUUGUGUGUUCCUGCGCCGCUGGCUAUAGACUUCAUGAAGAUGGAAAGUCCUGUGAACCUACAGUGCCGUAUCCCUGUGGGAGGAUCACGGCUCCUGAGGCGAAGAGCAAGCUCACCCGAGCCAUCAACACCUUUGAGCACUGGAACAUCACCGCCAACGACCACGAUGAUGCUCACGACGAGGAGCUCGACAACAUCACGGAAACCAGCACCGCCACCGCCACCACCACGAAAAUCACACCGAUAAUUAAGACGGGCACCCGGGUCGUGGGGGGAUCAGACAGCAUGCGAGGCGAGGUGCCUUGGCAGAUUCAUCUGGUGAACAGCCACGGCGUGGGCUUCUGCGGCGCGUCCAUCAUCAACGAGAAAUGGUUAGUGACAGCGGCGCACUGCCUGCAGCCAGGCGACAAUGUCACUGCAGUGGCAGGUGAAUACAACACCAACGAGGAAGACAACACGGAGCAGCGGCGUAAGGUGGUGAAAAUCCUCCCCCACCCCACGUACAACGCUACGAUCAACAAGCACCACAACGACAUCGCCCUGCUGGAGCUGGACCGGCCCCUCAUCUUCAACAGCUACGUCACCCCCAUCUUCCGCGGCCGGCCGGCCACUGUCCUCCAGAUCCUCAAGGUGCCCUUCGUCGACCGGCCGACCUGCCUCAAGAGCACCUCCACCACCAUCCUGCAGAACAUGUUCUGCGCCGGCUUCCCGGCUGGGGGCAGUGACACCUGCGGGGGGGACAGCGGAGGUCCCUACACCACCGAGAUCGAGGGCACCUGGUUCCUCACGGGCAUCACCAGCUGGGGCGAGGAAUGUGCCAAGCCAGGCAAAUACGGCAUCUACACCAGGGUCUCCAAGUACCUGAAGUGGAUAAAGGAAAUCACGAGGCUUACCUAA
Messenger RNA from Charadrius vociferus (killdeer), 1374 nucleotides. RefSeq names its product coagulation factor IX (gene F9). Bases 43 to 1374 code for a protein of 443 amino acids. Gene Ontology annotation, cellular component: extracellular region. Gene Ontology annotation, molecular function: calcium ion binding; serine-type endopeptidase activity. Lineage: Eukaryota; Metazoa; Chordata; Aves; Charadriiformes; Charadriidae. The record is from RefSeq and is a predicted model, not a curated record. Gene Ontology annotation, biological process: zymogen activation; blood coagulation. The transcript has 8 exons.